AUGGUUAUGUCAGCAUCGAUAUUAGCGGGGAAGACUCUCCUCAAAAAGGACGGCAGUGCUGUAAGUGCUGAUGAAGUGAUGCUCAAAAAGGACAUCAUUGCACUGUAUUUCGCUGCCCACUGGUGCCCCGAUUGCAGAGCUUUCACCCCCACUGUUAACAAAUUCUAUGAAGAUGUGAAGGCCAAGAAUCCCGACAAGUUGGAGAUCAUUUUCAUUUCGAGUGAUAAGUCGGAGAAUGAACAGGUCGCUUACCAUCAGAACGAUAUGCCCGAUUGGUUGAGGGUUCCUUUCAACGAUAAGCGCACUCGUGCUGUACUGAAGAAGGAAUAUGGAGUGUGCGCUAAGAAGGAGAUGGAAGAUAUUGGAAUGAGCGAUUCGCAACGGAAGGCUGGAAUCCCGACGCUUGUGGUACUCAGCAAGAAUCGCAGAACAGUGAAGGUUUUCGACGCAGGCGCUGAUAUCGAAAAGUACGGCGAUGCAGCUGUUGAUCGUUGGUAGAUGUGCGCUUUUCGGAACCUGUGUUACUGCCCUUUGUUCAUUAUCACAAGCGCUGUUACUCGC
This is a messenger RNA of Perkinsus marinus ATCC 50983, 561 nucleotides long. RefSeq names its product thioredoxin, putative. The transcript is spliced from 6 exons. Lineage: Eukaryota; Perkinsozoa; Perkinsida; Perkinsidae. The record is from RefSeq and is a predicted model, not a curated record. Gene Ontology annotation, biological process: sensory perception; photoreceptor cell maintenance. The coding region runs from base 1 to 498 and encodes 165 amino acids.